Heterocephalus glaber (naked mole-rat) is the source of this 1250-nucleotide messenger RNA. NCBI's taxonomy places the organism in Eukaryota, Metazoa, Chordata, Mammalia, Rodentia, Bathyergidae. The record is from RefSeq and is a predicted model, not a curated record.
CUCCCACUUCCUGGUCAGCCCCGGAAGCCAGCGGCGCUGGGGAGGGGCGGGGGAGAUAGCGGCGCCAGCUGCCCCAGCCCUCAGAGACCGCGGGAAGGGAGGGCGGGGGGACGACCCCCCACCGUUCCUACCGCGAUGGGCCCGGCCUUCCACCCCCACCGCCCCUCCACCGGCCGGGGCUAGGAUACCCCCAAGUCCUGUCGCCCCCUUGGCACCGACACCCCGGCCGAGAGACACAGCCAGCCGCCGCCACCGCCGCCGCAGCCCGGCUGGGGAGGGGGCCGCCCCCGGGCCCCCCACCCCUCUGAGGGCUCUGGCUACAAGGGACCCCAUCCGUCUGUCUGUCUGUGGGUCGGUCGGUCAGUCAGUCGUCGCCAGUGUCAACUGUGACCAGAAUGGAGCUGUGGCCCGGGGCAUGGACGGUGCUGCUGCUGCUGCUGCUGCUUCUGCUGCCCACCCUGUGGUUCUGUGCCCCCAGUGCCAAGUACUUCUUCAAGAUGGCCUUUUACAAUGGCUGGAUCCUCUUCCUGGCUGUGCUCGCCAUCCCUGUGUGUGCUGUGCGGGGGCGAAACGUUGAGAACAUGAAGAUCUUGCGUCUAAUGCUGCUCCACAUCAAGUACCUAUACGGGAUCCGAGUGGAGGUCCGAGGGGCUCACCACUUCCCUCCCUCACAGCCCUACGUCGUGGUCUCCAACCACCAGAGCUCCCUCGACCUGCUCGGGAUGAUGGAGGUGCUGCCAGGCCGCUGUGUGCCCAUUGCCAAGCGUGAGCUGCUGUGGGCGGGCUCUGCUGGGCUGGCCUGCUGGCUGGCCGGAGUCAUCUUCAUCGACCGGAAGCGCACGGGAGACGCCAUCAGUGUCAUGUCUGAAGUCGCCCAGACCCUGCUCACCCAGGACGUGAGAGUCUGGGUUUUUCCCGAAGGAACAAGAAACCACAAUGGCUCCAUGCUGCCCUUCAAACGUGGCGCCUUCCAUCUUGCAGUACAGGCCCAGGUUCCCAUUGUGCCCAUAGUCAUGUCCUCCUAUCAAGACUUCUACUGCAAGAAAGAGCGCCGCUUCACCUCAGGGCGGUGUCAGGUGCGGGUGCUGCCCCCGGUGCCCACGGAAGGGCUGACACCAGACGACGUCCCCGAGCUGGCUGACAGAGUCCGGCACUCCAUGCUCACCAUCUUCCGAGAAAUCUCCGCUGCUGGCCGGGGAGGUGGUGACUGUCGGGAGAAGCCCGGGGCGCUGGGCGAGGCCCGGCUCUGA